UGAACUUGGAACUUCCUGAAGGAAAAAAAACAAAAAACAUAAAGAGUUUCUCUGGACAAACAUGAAGCUCCUUGUUUUGCUGCUGCUAUUUGUUUUGACCUUUGUAGGACUUGCAAUUGAUGGGUGCCAGUGCAAGAUUGUGCAGUUUAUUUUUGGGGAUUCACUUUCAGAUGUUGGUAACAACAGGUACUUGUCUAGGAGUCUUGCUCAAGCUAGUCUGCCCUGGUACGGUAUAGAUUUUGGCAAUGGACUGCCUAAUGGCAGGUUUACUAAUGGACGUACAGUUGCUGAUAUUAUAGGUGACAAUACUGGUCUGCCAAGGCCGCCCGCUUUUCUCGACCCAUCUUUAACAGAAGACGUAAUCUUGGAGAAUGGAGUAAAUUAUGCUUCUGGAGGCGGAGGGAUUCUGAAUGAAACUGGUGGCUAUUUUAUUCAGAGGUUUUCUCUCAACAAGCAAAUUGAGCUAUUUCAAGGAACCCAACAGCUCAUUAUUAACAGAAUUGGCCAAGAAGAAGCAAAGAAGUUCUUCCAAAAGGCUAGAUAUGUUGUUGCUCUAGGGAGUAAUGACUUCAUUAACAAUUACUUAAUGCCGGUUUACAGCGAUUCAUGGAAGUACAAUGAUCAAACUUUCAUUGACUAUCUAAUGGAAACACUUGACAGGCAACUCAGGACAUUGCACAGCUUAGGGGCAAGGGAGCUGAUGGUAUUUGGGCUAGGACCAAUGGGCUGCAUUCCACUCCAAAGGAUCCUAAGUACAUCUGGGGGCUGUCAAGAAAGAACCAACAAACUAGCAAUUAGCUUUAAUCAAGCUUCCAGCAAGUUAUUAGAUAAUUUAACCACCAAGCUUGCUAAUGCAAGCUUCAAAUUUGGAGAUGCUUAUGAUGUUGUUAAUGAUGUGAUUAGCAACCCAACUCAAUACGGAUUCAAUAACUCCGACUCGCCGUGUUGCUCGUUUGGAAGAAUACGACCAGCUCUGACAUGUAUUCCUGCAUCAACAUUGUGCAAGGACAGGAGCAAGUACGUGUUUUGGGAUGAAUACCAUCCAUCAGAUAGCGCAAACGCGUUGAUUGCCAAUGAGCUCAUUAAGAAAUUUGGAUUUUUACGUGUUAAUGAUACAAAUGCUCCUUCCUCUGCACCAGCUGAUGCCCCAUCCUCAGAUUGAUCACAAAAUUUACGAGCGAAUUUUAAUCAUUGUUGCCACGCACUUGAUUGCAGCUAAUAACUUAUUGCUAUAUUUUGUUGAACAAGUAUUUGCAUUCUUACAAUCGUACAGUUGUACGUUGUACAAUAUUCAAGACUGAAGAGGCACAUGACCUUUCAAGCAUGGAAAGAUUACAUCUUUUUGUCUCCAA
This is a messenger RNA of Ricinus communis (castor bean), 1352 nucleotides long. RefSeq names its product GDSL esterase/lipase At1g74460. The transcript has 5 exons. Bases 62 to 1162 code for a protein of 366 amino acids. Lineage: Eukaryota; Viridiplantae; Streptophyta; Magnoliopsida; Malpighiales; Euphorbiaceae. Gene Ontology annotation, molecular function: hydrolase activity, acting on ester bonds. The record is from RefSeq and is a predicted model, not a curated record.